Australozyma saopauloensis is the source of this 2676-nucleotide messenger RNA. RefSeq names its product dynamin-related GTPase. The transcript has a single exon. NCBI's taxonomy places the organism in Eukaryota, Fungi, Ascomycota, Pichiomycetes, Serinales, Metschnikowiaceae. Gene Ontology annotation, biological process: mitochondrial fusion. The coding region runs from base 1 to 2676 and encodes 891 amino acids. Gene Ontology annotation, cellular component: microtubule; membrane; cytoplasm. The record is from RefSeq and is a predicted model, not a curated record. Gene Ontology annotation, molecular function: microtubule binding; GTP binding; GTPase activity.
AUGCUUUCUUCCGUGCUCCGAGCGGAAUUGCGUCGCCAUACUCUAGCGCGGUCUUUCACUCCUCGUGGCUUUUCGGUAAUUACCUCUAACUUCCAUAAACCAGGCCUCCUUCACAACACAACCAAGUCAGCGCUUGCAACUCGCAACCUUGGCUUUUUCAAGGUCGUUGCCAAAGCUGUCAAGCUACCCGCUUACAUUGGCGGCACUGUUGCUGCGGGCGGAUCUUACAUUGCCUACAAAGUUGAUCAAGCGUCUACAUACACCAAUGACAAACUCUCUGCCUUCAAGGACUUCACGUCGGAUGUUUUCAACAAGACAGGCGACUUCUUUAAAUCUGCUGGAGGUGGAAGUGAGUCCAGCGGGAAUAGCUCCGGUGGACCUGAUGGGUCAGACGCCGCUGCGGUGGGUGCAACUGCUGCUGCGGUGGGACUUUCGGCUGAUGAUGACGAGGAGCAAUUGACGUUGGAUGAUGAAGAUGAGGACGAAGACGAAGAAGAUGAAGAAACUCUUAUCGACCAGUCAUCUGAGGAUACAUUGGACUUAUCCAAUGAUGAGACCGCAGAUGAGAUGCUCAAUUUGACCCGUCAAAUGAUCGAAAUCAGAAACAUCCUUACCCGUGUGGACAGUCAGUCAGAUACACUCAAGCUUCCCUCUAUCGUUGUUGUGGGAUCUCAAUCUAGUGGUAAAUCAUCUGUCCUCGAGGCAAUUGUAGGUCAGGAAUUCCUUCCCAAGGGCAAUAAUAUGGUCACCAGAAGACCUAUCGAGUUGACCUUGGUCAAUGCCCCUGAGUCUGCGAGCGAAACAGCCGAGUUCCCAGCAUUGAAUAUGUACAACAUGACAGACUUUCAGACCGUGCAGAAGACUCUCUUCGACUUGAAUAUGGCUGUUCCGGCUUCUGAAUGUAUUUCAAAUGACCCAAUUCAAAUAACCAUCAGAUCUCCGCGUGUUCCUGACCUCUCCUUAGUGGAUUUACCUGGUUACAUCCAAGUCGAGGCUGAUGACCAACCUGCUGAACUAAAGCAAAAGAUCCGUACGCUUUGUAACAGAUACUUAGAGGCUCCUAACAUUAUUUUGGCUAUAUCAUCAGCUGAUGUCGACUUGGCAAACUCUUCAGCACUACGUGCUGCAAAGAUGGCUGACCCUCGUGGCGAAAGAACCGUUGGUGUUAUUACAAAAAUGGAUCUAGUUGACCCUAAAAUAGCCCGCAGGAUUCUCCUCAAUCGUAAGUACCCAUUGCGGAUGGGUUACGUUGGUGUGAUCACUAAGGCCCCAAAUCCUACCUCCAAAUCCACCGGACUUUUUAGCCGCAGGCAAGUAUCUGGUUUCCAGUCAUACGUUGCACAACAAAAUUUUGAAUUCAACUACUUCAAAGACAACAAAGACGAGUUUUCAGGGACCAGCACUGGAACACGUAUUUUGAAGAAGAAGUUAAUGAAAGUUUUGGAGAAGUCUAUGUCUGCCUCUUUACGCCCAACACAUAUGGCCAUCAGACAAGAGCUCGAGGAGACUUCAUAUCAAUUCAAAGUUGAAUUCAAUGACCGUCCGUUGACCCCACAGAUGUAUUUGGCUAAUAAUAUUGACUUAAUCAAAGUCGCAACCAAAGAAUUGAGCCGCAACUUUUCUAGAAACGAGUUGCGUUCCCUUUUGAAAAAUGAGUUGGAUCAAAAAGUCUUGAAUUUGCUAGCAGAGCGCUACUGGAAUAGGCCUUUUACUGGCAAUAUUAAUGAACUCUCAUUGCCAUCCUUGGAGCCUGCUCUCACAGAGCUCAGUCAACUAUCCGCUGUGCCGGAGGACAGUUACUGGCAUAAAAAAUUAGAUUUGACCCAAAGUUCCCUUACUAAGCUGGGAAUUGGUCGUUUGUCAACUUCACUUGUCACUGGUGCAAUGCUUACAGAGAUCAACAAUCUUGUGGACGGUACACAACUCACUAAUCAUACAUUGGCUCGUCAAGCUGUUGAAGAUGCGGCAAAAUCUGUACUCAAGUCUAAGUACUACUUCACAGCCGACCAAGUUGAGAAUUGUAUAAAGCCAUAUAAAUAUGAGGUCGAGCUUGAGGAUAGGGAAUGGGCUGCAAGCAAAGAAAGCGCUGUGAACUUAUUGAGAGAAGAAAUGAGGCAAUGUGAUUUGGCCCAGAGUCAACUCAAGAAAGAGAUAGGAGGCCGCAAAUUGCCUCAGGUCAUGAAGUAUUUGGAGAAAUUAUCAUCUCAGAACAAAGGAGAGGUUGACGCCAAUGAGGCCUUAGGGUUUUCGAAGGCAUUGCUCGAGAAGGGACAGGAGGCUCUUUUUCUUCGUGAUCGUAUGAAGCUCCUAAAGAUGCGCUAUCAAUUCAUUAAGAGUUCCAAAAAGUGCCAGAGCAAAGACAACAAAUACCAAUGUCCCGAGAUAUUUUUGGAUGCAGUGGCUACUAAGCUUACCUCUACUGCCAUAUUGUUCCUUAAUGUCGAAUUACUUAGUGACUUCUACUAUAACUUCCCAAGAAAAUUGGACGACGAGUUCUUCAAGAACAUGUCACCAGAACAGCUUGAGAGUUUUGCUAAGGAAGACCCCAAGAUCAAGAAGCACAUCGAGCUUCAAGAACGCAAAGACCUUCUAGAAGAAGCAUUAAGUAAAAUGGAGGGAGUUCUUGCUAUUCAAAAUCAGAAAUCUGAUUCGAAAAGCAAUAGUAAAUGGUGGUAA